AUGGCAACUACUGCCAUUGACCCCGAUACCAAUGGCGAUAAUGCGAACGAGACCUCCCUCCUCCUCCCGAGAGAUAGCCUCCCCCAAAUCCCCGCCACAUCCUCGUUCGUCCACCCCACACAUUCUAUCAAUGCGAUCAUAGGCAUCCUAUUCACUAUUGUAUUUGUACUUGCCUUUGGGUCGACAAUGAUGGCAGUACCUGCCAUGCGAUUAGCUGAGAAUAUCAUCUGCCACCAUCAUUAUAACCAAAUUCAAGGGCCAGGACAUAUUGGGUUCGGAGAGACCAUUGAUGAAGGGCUGUGUAAAGGAGACGAAGUGCAGAAGGAAUUGAAUGUUAUAUUUUCAGUGAUACCCGUGCUGGAGGCGAUACCAUCGCUGGUGACUAUCUUUCUCUAUGGGCUGCUAGCCGAUCGGAUUGGCCGCAAACCUGUCAUUAUCUUAUCACUUGUCGGAUUGCUUCUGAACGCGUGCUGGGACAUUAUGGUUAUGUGGUUUUGGAAAACUUUACCUUUACGUGCCAUAUGGGCUGAUGUUAUCUUUACUUUUAUUGGCGGCGGGGAUUCUGUAUCUUUGAUGGUAUUUUAUGCCACCAUAAGCGAUAUAACUACCGAAGAAAACAGGUCCAACAUAUUCCUACUCGGCGCCUGCUCUGGUCUUCUUGCUGAACUCGUUGGUCCGUCUGUAGCAUCGACACUCAUGACGAAGUCGCCAUGGCUUCCCUUUUUACUAGGCCCUGUCAUCAUACUGUUCGGCACCUUGAUGAUUUUGUUUGUUCCUGAAACUUUACACCUACGCCCUCGAGUCAGAGAGUCCCUUACGGUUACAAUGCUCUCGACUGCCAAAUUCGAUAACUCGACAUUCUUUAGAGCUGUCAGAUCACAAGCUUUGAACAGGCUGAAAGAGCUCUGGGGAUCUAUGGCAGUAUUACAAUCGUUACCUAUUUUCCUGCUUCUGCUUGCCUUCAUCAGCCCUCCAUUUGGACUUCUGUCGAUAAAUCUCUGCCUCCGUUAUAUAUCAAGACGCUUCGGUUGGACACUCAGUGACGCUGGAUUCCUCCUCAGUCUCCGAGCCUUCGUCAACAUCAUCCUCCUACUCAUCAUUAUCCCUAUAUUCUCGCAUAUACUUGUCAAACGAUUCCAUCUUUCCCCUUAG
This is a messenger RNA of Cadophora gregata, 1152 nucleotides long. RefSeq lists its product as uncharacterized. Gene Ontology annotation, molecular function: transmembrane transporter activity. Gene Ontology annotation, cellular component: membrane. Lineage: Eukaryota; Fungi; Ascomycota; Leotiomycetes; Helotiales; Ploettnerulaceae. The record is from RefSeq and is a predicted model, not a curated record. The transcript is spliced from 5 exons. Bases 1 to 1152 code for a protein of 383 amino acids. Gene Ontology annotation, biological process: transmembrane transport.